AGAAAAAAAAAACACUUACGCUAUGUCCGUGGAAAUGGAAUAGGCGGAGUGUAAACUCAGACGUCGCGCGUGCCCCUGGGCUUCCCGUCAGCUGCUGGUGAACUGAAGAGACCGCUCGCCAUUUCCCAGAGUGCUAGUCGACUCCGGCGAUCGGCAGAGAAUCGGCGGAGCCAGAAGAAGAUUUAGGGAGUGGAUCCUCUAUUCUUUAGGGUUUCAGCUUCCUACCCGGGAUUGGGAAGAGAUAUUGGGGAAGAGCUGUGAGGACGACCAGAGCAUACCCCACCAGCAAUUGCAGUUGGUUGAAUUGUGGUUGGUUAAGCAGAGGCUUCAUCAACUCUAACUGUAACUGCUCCAGAUAGCGCAGACGGAGUUUUUUAUUUUUUAUUUUUUUUUCAAUAAAGUUCUCAACUAAACUGACUCAAAUAACUUGGAUCAGAAAAAGAAAGUUGAGGGGGAAAAAAAAAAUACAGUGUUCAAUAUCCUAUUUUAAAAUGGCCUAUAGUUUUGGGGGUGUCCAUAAUUUUAACUUCAUAUUUAGCGGCGAUUUUUGCAUUGUCUGUUACUAUGAGUGGGAACUACUGAAAUUUCAGUUCUACAUCGCUAUAUGGGUAUAAUAAUCCAUGCAUAAUGUGGAUCAAGAUCAAGAUCCCCCUAUUCACGGAUGUACUAUUAUUUUGCUGUUUCUAAAUGGGGUGAGAAAUUGCAAUGAUUAGUAGCGUACAAGAUGGAAAAUCUCAGUCGCUUCUAUUUGGGGAUCAAUUUAAGGGAUGUCUUGUGACAUGCAAUUUACUUUUGAAGCUUAUUGGCUCUUAUAAUGCAUGCAGCUGGUAUCAGUGUGUACUCACUCUUAUGUUUCUUGUUCAAUGAUGUCUCCAUGACAUAGGAUAUUUUGAAGAUUUGGAUAUCGAGGCUUUUGAAUUGGCAGAGACUUUCAUGGGUGAUUCAACAGCAAUGACCAUCGACUUCCUUCGCGUGAGAUUACUGUCAGAAAGAUCAGUAUCACGAGCCGCUAGAGAUAGAGCCGAUCAAUUGGCCAAAAGGGUUGUAGAGCUAGAAGAACAGCUUAGAAUUGUGAUUAUUCAAAGAAAGAAAGCAGAGAAGGCGGUUGCAGAGGUUCUUGCUAUUCUUAAAUUACAAGGGAUUGGCGAUCUUUCCGAGGGUAUUGAUUCAAGUUCUGACCAAGAAGUAGGCCCUAGUGUUGUUGAAGGAUGCGAAGGUACUUCUAAAGGAGAUGAAACCUCUAGUGGCUCAAAAGUCGGGAAAAGUGAAGUUGAGGAUGCACUUUCGGGCUCGGAGCUUGGAGCUUCGGCCUCUCAAGUUGGGGGAUUAUUGUGGAAAGGUCGUAGUGGGAGUCCUGAUUCACGCAAGAAGCAACAGGCGAAGCAUUUCAGGCAAAGGCAAAGAAGAAGCAGUUUCAUAUUGACUGUUGAGUCUUCUCCAAAGUAUCAGUUGGGAAUGUCAUGCCGCAAAAUAAAGCAGAAAGAUUUUGGAUCGGCAGUAGAUGAUGAGCGAGACAAGACGAAGGAACCGCUUGACACGUUGGAUUAUAAUGAUGAUCAGCCUGACUUCUAUGAGGAUGUUUCUAAAGUUGAGUUGUGUACUGUUGAUGAUCAGAAGAGAGAAACUGAUGCUGGUGGUUACACAAGUAGGGAUCGAAGGGACAGAGAAAUGGAGAGAGUCCUAAAGCAACAGGCUCAGCUUAUUGGUCAAUAUGAACAAGAGGAAAAUGCCCAGAGAGAAUGGGAGAAGAAAUUUAAUGAGAACAAAAGCUCCACUGUUUUUCAGAAUCGUGUUAAAUUGGAGAACCAGGCUCAUCUAGCUAACGAUGAUUGUGAACCCAAGGAAGCAGCUGUUGAGCUUGCAGCUGAAAAAUCAUUUUGUGACGGAGAAGCAAAACUGAGUGUCGGAAACUUAUCCAGUACGAGGGAUCCCACUGCUGAAUGCUUUUCUAACACCUCCGCUGUUGGAACACCCAAAAGCUCUGAAGAAAUCGGAAGCCAAGGUGGAGCCGUUGUGUUAACUUCUGAUGGAUGUGUGCCUUCUGAUCCAAUUGGAAUGGAUAAUUUGUUGAAUAAGAUUUACAAUGAGUUGCCCAUUAAAGAAAUUGGAUCUAUUCUUCACGAAUCAGCUUAUUUAACAGAAGGAACCACCAAUACUAGCCCAGCAGGAAUGCAUAAUCAAGGCCCGCUUUUAGAAAAUUCUGAUUGUGGGAGUCCUUCGACUGAUAAUUCUAAUGACCUAAACUCUAAUUGGGGCUCGUCAGGCUUCCGGACCCACCUAAAAAACGAUCUCCAGUUACAAUUGUACGGAACACCAAGAAGCAGGUUGGAAGGUGUUCUGGAAGCGCUUCACCGUGCCAAGUUAUCACUAAAAGAGGAACUAGAUAAGUCUCCUGUGACGAAUCAAGAAAUCUUGGGUACGACGGCUGUGCGAGAUUCUCUUUCCAGGGGAACUGAGUCCAUAGAUAGCUUGAAGAUUCCUGCAGGUUCUGCCGGUUUGUUCAGAUUACCGACCGACUCGUUUCCUAAGGCUGACUACUCAGGGAGUGCGUCUCACAUUGCCGAACUCAGUUUGGUGGCUGAUUCUAAUUCUUUACUUGCUGGAGCUGGACCUGAAUUUUCAAUGAGCAGGCAAUGGUUUGAUCCCCAGGGAAUUCUUAUUCCUGUUACUAAUUCCAGUGGUUAUAACAUAGCUUAUUCGGAUUUGUCAAUUGGGAGGCCAUCUUGUCCCAGUGGAAUUUCACCACUUUAUGGGGAUUUAGGAGACGGAAUGCCUACCGGAGACCGGCUUGCUAAUUUUUAUGGUGGCGAAGGUAGUUUUCCUGGUGGACGGAUGUUGUAACGCAUUGUCUCAGGAUUAUAUUGGAGCUCAAGACUUCGUUAAUUUGUAAAGGGAUCGUUUCCUGUAUGCUUUUUAUGAGUCUCUCAGUUUUAUAGUCGAGUUUUGUUCUCUUUAUGUAUCUUGUAUUAAAGUAAGGUAACUACUAAAUAAAAUAAUUGCGAGUUAAGGAGGUGUUGAUAUAGAAAAAA
This is a messenger RNA of Ananas comosus (pineapple), 3029 nucleotides long. RefSeq lists its product as uncharacterized. Lineage: Eukaryota; Viridiplantae; Streptophyta; Magnoliopsida; Poales; Bromeliaceae. The record is from RefSeq and is a predicted model, not a curated record. Bases 934 to 2841 code for a protein of 635 amino acids. The transcript is spliced from 5 exons.